CAGCCUUGUUGCAGAGCUCUGCGUUUCCGUGUUGGUUAGCUGUGGGGAGAAUAGAAGAGUACACCGCGAGAUUGGCCAGAUCUAACUGGAUUACGCUGUCUGUGCCGCGAUUAAAAUGAAAAAGAAGUGACAUUCGACCUGCCGUCCGCGUUUAGAAGAUGACCGUGGGAUUAUUACAUUCACUUGGGCAUGAAGACGGGAUGACAACAUUGACUGACAUGUGAGAUAUCAGGAUAAAUACAACAACAGUGCGCUUGUGUUGCCACCUUCUGUUUAUGCAGAUUUGCCAUUGGAUUCCGCAUUUGCUGGUGGCGAUAUGAAGAAGUUUAAUAUCAGGAAGGUGUUGGACGGCUUGACUGCGGUGUCCUCCUCCGCCUCGUCCCCUCAAACGGGGAACAGGGAGAACGACAUCAUUCCGGAGACCCUGCAGUCAGAGCACUUCCAGCUCUGCAAGACAUUGCGACAUGGCUUUCCCUACCAACCUUCUUCUAUGGCUUUCGACCCUGUACAGAAAAUUCUGGCUAUUGGGACACAGAAUGGAGCCUUGAGACUAUUCGGCCGAGCAGGAGUGGAGUGUUACUGCCAGCAUGAGAGCGCAUCGGCUGUCAUCCAGCUGCAGUUCCUCGUCAAUGAGGGGGCGCUGGUUAGCGCUUUGGCCGAUGACAGUAUUCAUUUAUGGAAUCUGCGGCAAAAACUUCCAGCCAUCCUCCAUUCUCUUAAAUUUAACCGUGAGAGGAUCACAUUUUGCCAUUUGCCAUUUCAGAGUAAAUGGUUGUACGUGGGUACAGAAAGAGGCAACAUUCACAUUGUCAACGUGGAGUCCUUCACUCUCUCAGGCUAUGUCAUCAUGUGGAACAAAGCCAUUGAACUUUCCUCAAAGACGCACCCUGGGCCUGUGGUUCACAUCAGUGAUAACCCCAUGGACGAAGGAAAACUUUUAAUUGGUUUUGAGUGUGGCAUAGUUGUGCUGUGGGACUUGAAAUCAAAGAAGGCUGACUACCGGUACAACUACGACGAGGCAAUCCACUCUGUGGCUUGGCAUCAUGAGGGGAAACAGUUUGUGUGCAGUCAUUCAGAUGGCACACUUACCACAUGGAAUGUACGUGUCCCUGCCAAACCUGCACAGAUCAUUACACCACACGGUAAACAGCCAAAAGACGGAAAGAAGCCUGAGCCCUGCAAACCCAUCUUGAAAGUGGAAUACAAAACAACCAGAGCAGGGGACCCUUUCAUGAUACUGUCUGGAGGUUUGUCAUAUGAUACAGUGGGUAGGCGAGCCUGUCUGACUGUGAUGCAUGGGAAAAGCACUGCGGUGUUGGAGAUGGACUACCCCAUAGUGGAUUUCCUUACGCUGUGUGAAACCCCGUAUCCAAAUGAUUUCCAGGAGCCUUAUUCUGUUGUUGUCCUGUUGGAGAAGGAUUUAGUUGUUAUUGACCUUGCACAAAUUGGGUAUCCGAUCUUUGAGAAUCCCUAUCCUCUGUCCAUUCACGAGUCUCCGGUGACCUGCUGUGAAUAUUUUGCAGACUGUCCAGCUGAAGUGAUUCCUGCACUUUACUCUGUGGGCUCCAGACAGAAAAGACAGGGCUUCAGCAAGAAGGAAUGGCCUAUCAGUGGAGGUAACUGGGGUCAGGGAACACUAAGUUUCACAGAAAUCAUCAUCACUGGACACGCUGAUGGAUCAAUCAAGUUUUGGGAUGCCUCGGCAUUAAUGCUGCAGGUGCUGUAUAAACUGAAAACAGCGAAGGUGUUUGAGAAGCCUCGCUGUAAAGAGGAGAAAUCCAGCACUGAUAUUGUAGAUGAAGAUCCGUUUGCCAUCCAGAUCCUGUCCUGGUGUCCAGAGAGCCGUGUGCUGUGUGUGGCUGGAGUAUCAGCUCAUGUCAUCGUGUACAGGUUCAGCAAACAGGAAGUCACCACUGAAGUGGUUCAGCUGUUGGAGGUGCGUAUGCAGUGUGAACUGAAUGAAGUGGAGUCUCCGGAGGAUGGAGGGGAGCAGGUGUCAGCCGUUUCUACCCCAGGAACCUCCUCCAGCCCUCUGAGCAGCCUGCCUCAGUCCCACCCUUCCACCAGCAGCAACAACUCCUCUGAUGGCCUACGAGAUAACGUCCCCUGUCUCAAGGUUAGGAGUUCCCCUCUCAAACAGUCUCCAGGUUACCAGGUGGAGCUGGUAAUUCAGCUGGUUUGGGUUAGCGGGGAGCCGCCACAACCGAUCACCAGCCUGGCCGUCAACUCUGCGUAUGGCCUAGUUGUUUUGGGCAAUGGUAAUGGACUUGCAGUGGUGGAUUACCUUCAGAAAACUCUGCUUCUGAACGUGAGCACAGCUGAGCUGUACGGUUCGACAGACCCUCAUCACAGACAACCCCGCUCGCCCCGUAAAACCAGACAUCCCUCUGCAGACACUCUCCAUAAGAAGUCUUGCAUGUCCGGCCUCUCUAACUUUUAUUCUGAAUCUGUGAAAAAGCUUCGCUCUUCUUACAUCAGUUUGUGUGACGGUAAUGAUAGUUCUGCCGCUCCAGAGGAGCGAUGCAAAUCACCAACUUCAGACAGUGUUGCCCCUGUCGGCUCCGGUUCACCGUGCAAUUUUGAUGAAGACAGCAAACAAAAUUUCCUUGACAAGGUGAAGUCCAAAAGCAGGCUGAUAUCCAAGACUGUUGUCAAUGAUUUUGCUAAAAUAUCCCGGAAAAUUAGCAUGAUUGGUGAUCAGAAAGAUGACGCCAGGGACAGCUCAUUCAGCCGCUCUCGCAGCUCCAGUGUGACCAGCAUUGACAGGGAGUCACGUGAGGUCAUUUCUUCCUUCUUGUUUUGUGACUCUCUGUCCAAGAAGAGUGAGAUGAUGGCAGUGCCCAGCCUAUGGUUUGGCACCUCUUUGGGCAGCAUGCUGGCCAUCGCCCUCACUGUGCCCUCUACAACUGAGCAGAGGAUGCAACAGCCUGUGGGCAUCGCUUUUUGUGGAUGUGUAGUGCGUUUGAAGGGAGCUAUCCUGCGCAUGGCCCAGCUGGACGCCUGCGGGGCUCUUUUGCCCCACGUUUGCGAGUCCUGGUAUGAGCCCAACGCUCCUGAGGAAGAGAGAGAACGGACACGAAAACGCCGACCCACCUCACCUCCAUCUUCACAGGAAAACCAGGACUGCCAGUAUGCUGUGGUAUGCUCGGAGAAACAGGCCAAAGUGGUGGCCCUGCCCUCCCAAAACUGCAUCUACGAGCACAACAUCACAGAAACCUCUUUCGUACUCAGAGCUGAUGUGGUGAUGAUGACCGCAGGGGUCUGCAUCGCCUGCUUCUGUGCCAACGGUCACAUCAUGACCCUCAGUUUGCCCAGUCUGCGGCCGCUGCUGGAUAUCAACUACCUUCCCUUGACGGACAUGAGGAUAGCCAGAACCUUCUGUUUCUCCAACCAGGGUCAGGCCCUGUACCUCACAUCUCCCACUGAGAUCCAAAGACUCACUUACAGCCAAGAAACCUGUGACAACCUGCAGGAGAUGCUUGGAGAGCUGUUUACCCCAGUGGAGACCCCAGAGGCACCGAACAGAGGGUUCUUCAAGGGCUUAUUUGGAGGUGGAGCUCAGUCUUUAGACAGAGAGGAUCUAUUUGGAGAGCUGACAGCUGGUAAGGCUUCCCGCAGCCUGGCACAGCACAUCCCAGGACCAGGUGGUAUGGAGGGCAUGAAGGGGGCUGCGUCGGGUGUGGUGGGAGAGUUGGCGCGGGCGAGGAUAGCUCUGGACGAAAGAGGACAGAAACUCGGUGAGCUGGACGAGAGAACAGCAGCCAUGAUGGCCAGCGCAGACUCCUUCUCGAAACGCGCGCAUGAUAUGAUGUUGAAAUACAAGGACAAGAAAUGGUACCAGCUUUGAGGUUCAUGCAUGCAGUCAGCAGACCUUCAUAUGAAGACAGCAGAUCCAUCAUCUCUCCGUUUCUUCCUUCUCUUCCUGUAUCUUUCUUUCUCUGAUAUCCCGCGACUGCCUCUCUCGCCCAGCACAACGUCACGCGCCAUUACCUCGAGCAGAGGAGCUGCGGAAAGCCCAAGAGACGGGAGGGGAAGGAAUGGGAUGGGGGUUUCCUUCCCUUCUCAAUGGCAGUUGAGUUUCCUCUCCUUAAAAUGAAGCUGUGUAUUUUGUCUUGGGAGAGGAGACCCAACAUUGAACCUUCAUCAGCCAUGCUGUCAUUUCACUGCCAUUCUAUCUGCAAAGAAACUACAACACAAAUCAUUGUGGGAAAGGAAGCUGAAGGAAAUGUUUAAGAGGGCCAAGCAUAAUGCUUCUGAUAAUCGGUCACUAGGGCAAGAGUAGAUUGCAUGUCCAGGGAUUUAAUUUAUGAAAUUACCAUUAAGUUUUUUUUCCUCUUGAUUUUGGUAUAUGGGUGAAUCUCAAAAAAAAAAAAAAAUAAAUAAAUAAAUAAAUAAA
Molecule: messenger RNA, 4396 nt
Organism: Myxocyprinus asiaticus (Chinese sucker)
Lineage: Eukaryota; Metazoa; Chordata; Actinopteri; Cypriniformes; Catostomidae
Gene: stxbp5b
Product: syntaxin binding protein 5b (tomosyn)
Exons: 29
Coding region: 317-3847 (1176 amino acids)
Biological process (GO): regulation of protein secretion; regulation of exocytosis
Cellular component (GO): cytoplasm; plasma membrane; SNARE complex
Molecular function (GO): GTPase activator activity; myosin II binding; syntaxin binding
Source: RefSeq, a predicted model, not a curated record